Ustilaginoidea virens is the source of this 2166-nucleotide messenger RNA. RefSeq lists its product as uncharacterized. The record is from RefSeq and is a predicted model, not a curated record. The coding region runs from base 1 to 2166 and encodes 721 amino acids. The transcript has a single exon. Lineage: Eukaryota; Fungi; Ascomycota; Sordariomycetes; Hypocreales; Clavicipitaceae. Gene Ontology annotation, molecular function: RNA binding.
AUGGCCUCCAGAUCAUCGGCCAACGGCCGAAAAAGGCAGCGGUCUGAAAUUGAACAAGAUGCGUCGCCGACCAUUGAGGAUACCGGCAUCGAGACGACUCCGAGCGUGAAAAAGGCCCGGGUCGAGGAGCGCAAGACGCUAUUCGUCCGUUCAAUCCCCAAAACUGCAACAAGCGACUCGCUAGCAGAGUUCUUCUCGAACCAUUUUCCUGUCAAACAUGCAGUUGUUGUCAUCGAUCAAAAGACCAAGGAAUCAAGAGGAUAUGGUUUUGUCACAUUGGCCGACUCGGAUGACGCAACCGCGGCGAAAGAAACCUUGGACAAGACCGAGUGGGAGGGGAAGCGCAUACGGAUUGACAUUGCCGAACCUAGGAAGCGUAAUGUGUCUGAGAACACAGCUGCUUCGGUUGUGCCAAAACAUGGCAGGGAAGGAGCCCAAAAGCCGACCAAGCUUAUCGUCCGAAACCUCCCAUGGAGCAUCAAAACUCCAGAACAACUUUCACACCUUUUCAGAAGCUACGGAAAAGUCAAGUUUGCGGAUCUGCCUCAGUCCAAAGGUAAGCUUCGUGGGUUUGGAUUUGUCACUCUUCGCGGGAGAAAGAAUGCGGAGAAGGCCCUGGAAGGUGUCAAUGGGAAGGAAGUCGACGGACGCACGCUAGCCGUAACUUGGGCUGUAGAUAAGGAUACAUGGGAGCAAUGUGAGAGGGAAAAGGGCAGUGAUGCAGUUGGCGAACAGAAGCAGGAUGAUGAGGAUGAUGACAAGUCGUCCGAAAGCGACGGCGAGGUCGCCACCAGUCGCAAAAAUGAACAAGACGGUGAGCUGGACGCCGACUUGGAAAAUUUCAUGAAGAAGCACAUGCAGAACAUGGAGGAUGAAGACGAUGAAGACGAGGAUGACGAGGAUGACGACGAGGAUGACGAUGGUGGACAAAAACCUUCGAAGAAGCCUACGGACAAUUCUUGCACGGUGUUCGUCCGGAACCUUCCUUUCGUCACGACGGACGACCAACUGAAGGGCUUCUUUUCUCAUUUCGGAACAGUUCGAUAUGCCCGCGUUGUUAUCGACAAGGUCACUGAAAAACCAGCCGGAACAGGUUUUGUGUGUUUCGUACGAGAAGCCGAUGCCAAGGAUUGUGUCAAAGGAGCACCACACUCGGCGCCUUCGGCUGCAGGAGCAAAGCCGUCUUUGCUCUUGGACGAAAAUGCUGAUCCAUCCGGGAAAUACACCCUCGAUGGCCGCCUCCUGCAAGUGGCUCGCGCCGUGAACAAGGCAGAAGCAGCAAACCUCGCCGACAACUCUCUCGCCAAGCGAAGAGAGAAGGAUAAGCGCCGGCUUUACCUGCUAUCUGAAGGAGCUAUCGGUCGCGAGUCUCCUCUACAUGACCUGUUGACCCCACCCGAAAUACAGAUGCGGCAGGCCAGCGCCAAACAGCGGAAGAAGCUAAUACAGAGCAACCCCAGCCUGCACCUGAGCUUGACAAGGCUUGCUCUGCGAAAUAUCCCACGAAACAUGGGCUCCAAAGAGCUGAAAGAAUUGGCGAGAAAGGCAGUCGUUGGCUUCGCCACCGACGUCAAGGAAGGCCGUCGCCAGCCUCUUUCGAAGGAAGAGAAUGCCCGAGACGGAAAGGAUGCCAAAGAAAAAGAGCGUCAACGAAAGUUAAAGGGCAAAGGCAUUGUGCGACAGGCAAAAGUGGUUUUUGAGAGCAAUCAGGGAUCCAAGAUUGAGGAAAAGAACGGCGUUGGCAAGAGUCGCGGCUACGGCUUCAUUGAAUACACGUCACACCGCUGGGCCCUUAUGGGUCUACGGUACCUCAAUGGGCAUCAACUGCAAGAUGGAAACGGCAGGAAACAAAGACUUAUUGUCGAAUUUUCCAUUGAGAAUGCAAACGUGGUGCAGAGGAGGCGUGCCGCGGAAGAAAAGUCGGCUCAAAUUGCCCAGGAACGCAAGAAAGGCCUGCACCAGCACCCAGAUGAAGGAAAGGCCAACUCUGACAAGCAAUCGCGUAGCAAACCAGGGGUUCCUGACAACAACAACAAGACCUCCCAUCUAGGUGGCAACGAUCGCGACAAAUCAAGAACAGGCAAGGCCGAAGACAUGACGCAGAGGCUCAUUGCGAGGAAGCGAUUGAUGAGAAAGAAGAAGGCUACAUCAAGAGGCAAGAAAUAG